This is a messenger RNA of Oryctolagus cuniculus (rabbit), 6655 nucleotides long. RefSeq names its product synaptotagmin 2 (gene SYT2). Gene Ontology annotation, molecular function: phosphatidylserine binding; clathrin binding; SNARE binding. The record is from RefSeq and is a predicted model, not a curated record. Gene Ontology annotation, biological process: synaptic vesicle endocytosis; calcium ion-regulated exocytosis of neurotransmitter. Lineage: Eukaryota; Metazoa; Chordata; Mammalia; Lagomorpha; Leporidae. Gene Ontology annotation, cellular component: plasma membrane; axon; synaptic vesicle membrane.
GUGGGCGGCGACGCCUCCGCGCAGCCGAGCGAGCCCCGCGAGCUCCAGGGGCGCCAGGCCGACCCCGCCUGCCCCAAACUUCCGUGGGGCCGCGCCAGGUUCACCCCCUGGCGCCCACCUCCGUCCCCUCCCGCGGCGUCCCGGGCGCAGGAGGGGGCGUGGGCGCGGAGGCGGCGGCCCGCGCGGGGAUCGCCCGGGGCGGGGUCCCUGCGCCGCGGUCUGCGGGGAUCGCCCUCGGAGGGGCCGGUCCACGCCGUGUGCAGGCGGAUGUGAGGAGCAUGUCAAUUCGCGAGCGGGGGCAGCGGAUCGGGCUGCUCUUACCGCAGAGCCGGCGGGCGGGAGCAGAGCCGCAGCGGCCGGCCGGCCGGCAGCGGGAACCUGGGACCUCGCCUUCGGACCCCGGCCGCCGUCGCCGCGCGGCGCCCGCAAGUCCCCGGCCGGCCCCUCUGCCACCAUGAGGAACAUCUUCAAGAGGAACCAGGAGCCCAUGGUGGCUCCUGCCACCACCACGGCCACCAUGCCGGUGGGGCCCGCAGACAACUCCACGGAGAGCGGGGGCGCUGGGGAGAGCCAGGAGGACAUGUUUGCCAAGCUGAAAGACAAGUUCUUCAACGAGAUCAACAAGAUCCCGCUGCCGCCCUGGGCGCUGAUCGCCAUCGCCGUGGUCGCCGGCCUCCUGCUGCUUACCUGCUGCUUCUGCAUCUGCAAGAAGUGCUGCUGCAAGAAGAAGAAGAACAAGAAGGAGAAGGGGAAAGGCAUGAAGAACGCCAUGAACAUGAAAGACAUGAAGGGCGGCCAGGAUGACGACGACGCGGAGACGGGCCUGACCGAGGGAGAGGGUGAGGGAGAGGAGGAGAAAGAGCCGGAGAACCUGGGCAAGCUGCAGUUCUCCCUGGACUACGAUUUCCAAGCCAACCAGCUGACCGUGGGCGUGCUGCAGGCUGCAGAGCUACCUGCCCUGGACAUGGGAGGCACCUCAGACCCCUACGUCAAAGUCUUCCUCCUUCCAGACAAGAAGAAGAAAUACGAGACCAAAGUGCACCGCAAGACCCUGAACCCCGCCUUCAAUGAGACCUUCACCUUCAAGGUGCCCUACCAGGAGCUGGGGGGCAAGACCCUGGUGAUGGCCAUCUACGACUUUGACCGCUUCUCCAAGCACGACAUCAUCGGAGAGGUGAAGGUGCCCAUGAACACGGUGGACCUCGGCCAGCCCAUCGAGGAGUGGCGAGACCUGCAGGGCGGCGAGAAGGAGGAGCCAGAGAAGCUGGGUGACAUCUGCACCUCCCUGCGCUACGUGCCCACGGCCGGCAAGCUCACCGUAUGCAUCCUGGAAGCCAAGAACCUCAAGAAGAUGGACGUGGGCGGCCUUUCAGACCCCUACGUCAAGAUCCACCUGAUGCAGAACGGCAAGCGGCUCAAGAAGAAGAAGACGACGGUGAAGAAGAAGACCCUGAACCCCUACUUCAAUGAGUCCUUCAGCUUCGAGAUCCCCUUCGAGCAGAUCCAGAAAGUCCAGGUGGUGGUCACCGUGCUGGACUAUGACAAACUGGGCAAGAACGAAGCCAUCGGCAAGAUCUUCGUGGGCAGCAACGCCACGGGCACAGAGCUGCGGCACUGGUCCGACAUGCUGGCCAACCCGCGCAGGCCCAUUGCCCAGUGGCACUCGCUGAAGCCCGAGGAGGAGGUGGACGCGCUGCUGGGCAAGAACAAGUAGGCGGCAGCGGCGCCGGGACCCGCGCCCUGCGCGGACGCUGACGGGAUCCAGAGCUCUCAAUACCUCAGUUACGCGACCUUAGAGGUGUUCCCAUCCGUCUGUGGGCGUGUCCUCCUUUCCCCUGCCUUCUCCUCUUUUUAAAGACCGACUUCCCUUUGAUGGCCGUGUGGGACAGUCCCCCGAGAGGUGAGAGGAAAGCCUGGCUCUGUCCCUUGUCCCAGGAGCUGCCCUCGCUGCAUGCCCUGCCCUUGUCCCUGUCCCACUCUUUCAAAAGCUUCAUGCACACCUCACCCUGCGUGAGGCCCUCUACUGGCCGAUGCUGGCAGCACAUCCCGUUUCCUGGUGAGGCCGGGGCGGCGUGGGUGUGCGUGCGCCCGCGUGCGUGUCUUCGAGCCUCUGUCUUCGCUCGUGGAAGGAGCCGUGGACAGCGACGCUGUGUGGGACCCGGAAAUGGAGAAAGUCGGCUGUGUGAGUGGGAGGUCCCCUCCGAGCUGGCGGGGAAGGCGCAGGCUGCGGGUCGGGUUGCAGAGGCGCUCAGCUUCCUGCGUGGGAGGCAGCGAGACGUGGGGCCUGGGUGCGUGCAGACCCAGGGCCACAUCCCCGACGCCUCCGUGCACUUCCUCCCGCCAGCCGUGCUGGCCCGGAAGCGUGGUUUCUGGGGCGUUCACGGACAUGAACUCUUCGCUAGUGGGUCAGCCCCCAGCACGGACCGUCAGCCCAGGAUCUCGUACUUGGAGAUCCUGAACUCCGAACCGCGAAGCACCGGAAGUCCCCCGGCCCAGAGACACCAAGCUUCGGCUCCUGUUCCGAGACAGAAGCAGAGCGGGUCCUGGGCCUUGGUCCCCGCCCCCCACCCCCAUUGUGCUUUGCUGCUGUUUAUUUUGUAAGCGCAGUGCUGUCUGCAGACUUUGUCCAGAGCCAGAGAACUUUGGAAGGAUGGUUUAAAUGUGCUUAGUGCCCCUGGGGGCCAGGUAGGAAGGGGCGUGGCCACACCCGGAGGCGGGGCAGGCGGCAGAGGCUGGAUGUGCUGCGGUGCCCCCUCUGACGGCCACUUGGUGCCCCCUCUGCAUGGGCCACCCGAGGGCCCAUGAGCAGCCGGAGCAGCCCGGAGGCGCCUGUGGGGGUGCCCGUGCUCACUCACUGGGGAGGUUUCUCUCUACGAAUGCCAACAGGAGGUGGAGGAGACUGGCCAGGGUUUCCGCCCCCAGCUCGGUUGUCACCCUUUGUCCCCAGCGUUGAUAAAAAGCCAUAUAUAUGUUAGUCCCGUUAGCACUGAGCCCACUGAGCCCCUUCCAGCCUUCCGCCUGGGCCGGAGUCACGCCCCCACCCCACAGGCCAGAGGCCACGCCUCUUUGCCUCCCUUCUCUGGCCUCUCUCUUCCAUCCUUGUCAUUUCUUUCCCAGCAAAAAUGGCGGCACUUCCUGUCCUGCCCCAGCUGGGCCCCUGUAGGCAGAUGGACGCUGUGGGACAGGGUGCGGCUGAGGGCCCAGUCUGAACCAGGUGCACAGUGUCCUUUUAUUUCACUUUGCAAGGGAGGGGAGGGGCUUGCGCACUUGCUGGGCUUUGCUUUCUGAAGGGGUCUCCGCCGGGAACAGCCCGGCAGCCGGGCUCAGCCUGCCUCCCUUGCUGAGCCCUUGGUUUCAGGAGCACCCUGGGAAGUUACGAUGUUAUACGCUCUGUGUGUGUGUGUGUGUGCGCUUGGAACGGUGGGAAGGCAGGGCUCUGAUGAGGUUGUGAGCUGGUCCUUGGCCCUGGUACAGUCAGCGGGCAGGCGGUGCCCUCGGAGCCUGGGUGGCCGCAGAGUGGCGUAUCCUGGGGUGGACACCUGGACUCCUCUCCCGUCCCCAGUGCUGUGGGACUUUGGUGCUUCCUCAGGGUCGGUCCCCUCCACGCUCCUCAUGGAAACUCCUCAGUCUCACCCCCUCUGCCUUCCUCCCCCUGCCCUGCCCCCAGCCCACCUGCUACCACGUGGGUGUCUUCUCUGCCCUUGAGCUUGGUAAGCGUGCGCCCCCCCCCCCCCAAAGGAGAAGAAAUGGCUGCAGCUCUGGUGGUCUGGGUGUCCCUGUGCCUGGAGACUGGCUGGAUUUCAUUCCUCUGAGCUGCCCUGGAGGGUGGGGACGUGGCUGAGCCCCUGAGCCCCCACCGUAGUGGCGUGGGGGCGGUUCCUCCCCAGGUGCCCCUGCCCUGCUGAGCGCCGGGAGCACGUGCACCUGUCUGGGCUGCGGGCUUGGCGGGGGCGUGCUGAUGCUUGUGGAGUUUCUACACCGAGGGCCUCAUUCCACACCCUGGCUGCCACGCAGGGCUGUUUCUAGGGGGUGUGCAGGUGCUGGGGCGGAGGCCCUAAGUGGGCUUCGGUCAGGGUGUCUGUGUGCUUCUGGGGCUGUGAGAGGCAGGAAGUUGGAGCAGAAGUGAGUCUUACACAGGGGGCUGAGCCAUGAACCCCAAACCCAGUUCCACUGGAGUGGGGUGGGGGCGGGUGAGGCUUGGACGCUGUCUUCAUCCUCGCAGGGAAGCCCCCUCUGCCUGAGCUACCGGCAGACUCCUGGGCGUGGGAGGCGAAAGCCGAGGCCUGGGAAGGCGGCCGCCUGGGGCUGCGCAGGCGCAGGCGCGCGGCGUGACUGUGCCGUGACUCUCGGAGCCCCUGUCUGGGACAGCAGGGUGCGGGUUGCGCUCCCAGAUCCGGAGCCUUUUUCUCCCCAGGAAACCACUGGUAGUUGGGUCUGCAGUCAGCUUGGGGUGCUGCUGAGAGAGGAAGGAGGGGUCGCGCAGCCCUCCCGCGGGUACACGCGGCUCUCACGGACCUGCGUCUGUGCAGUGGGGUGAGGGAGGCAGCGGUUCCGAGGUAUUCUCACGCAGGAUAAUUCCUCAGGCGUCCUCGUCCCCUGUCCCGCCCCCCCCCCCCCAGCCCCAUCUAAUAGAGGGACAGCCCAUCCCCCUCCCAGGCAGGAAGACGCUGCCCCCUAUCCCCUGCGUUGUCCCUCCCUCUAUCCCCCUCCCCCCGCCCACCUCGGGCUGGUCAGGGCCCUCUGUCAGAGUCGGGGGGGGGGGAGGCAGGGAGGAGUCCUGGUCUCAUCCUGGUGGCCCAGGGCCCCAUGGCACAGCUGCCAGAUUUGGCCAAUGAAAAUACAGAAUGCCCAGUCCUAUUUGAAUGUCAGCCGAAGGAAGAAGAGUCUAAGUGUGGCCUGUCCCUGGCACUGAGACCGGCUCCUGUCCCCGGAACUCAGAUGUCAGCGGCCAUCCUGGACUGUGUCUGGCAACCCCUCCCUGCCGACCACUCCCCCUCCCCCCGCCCUCAGCCCCGGUGGGGUGGGGCCGGGGGGCAGACACUGGUCACCAAGGAUUUGACUUCCACCUGUUUUUCAAACUGCAAUACUGAGAAGGGGACUCUGACUCGAAGACACACGAAAAGACAUUCAUUUUUUAAGCGACAACACAACCAGAGCUUCUAAAGCCAUCUGCGCCCCGUCUGACCCCCCACGGUAGUUAGACACCCACGAAGCAAUGAGCUGCGCCCGCUGGCCGAGCCCGGAGUCAGCAUGCGUGUCUCCAGCUCUGUAAAUAGCUGCUUGGCAGUGCCCAGAGCUCCUCCUCCCAGCCCCGCACCCCGCCCCUUUUGAUUUUCUGUCCUGUGAAAUAUUUGUCCCCACCCCCACCCGGGGAGCAGAUGGGUCCCGGCAAUGCUGGAGGCCGCUGCCGGCCCCGGGCCCGUCGGCUGCACCUCCGUCUGCAGAGCCAACCUGUCCAGCCUGCUGUCCGGCGUCCUGUGGCUUCGUGUCCUGUGUAUGUGUGUGGUGUGGUACCCUCCUCCCACUGUCUGAAUUAACUGAAAAGCCAUAAAGGGGGCCUCCUGCUGGAGCCCGCCCUCGGCUCCUCCCAGGACCCCCGUGUCCCUCUGACUGGCUCCCCACAGAACACUUGUGAAGGGCUCACCUGUUGUCACCCCCUCCCGCUCCCUCGGCCCUGUGUCACCAGGACGACGGUGUCUAGGGCUUCUGGUGGGGCCCUGGGAGACGGCCCCCGCUGCCUCUGCCUGAGCAGGCUCCACCUGCAACCUGCUGUGGAGGGGACAGUGCUGGGGACGCCACAGUCCUGGACCCUUUCUUGGGAGGGGUGGGCAGGGCGGUGGCUGUGAGGUGUGGCUUUAGGGACUUAGCAGGGCAGGUGUGCACUAGGCUCCCUGGCCCCCAUCUGCCCUGGGAGGGACCCAGCCAGGUGCGCCAGGCUGUGGGGAGGUGGGCAGAGGGGAACUGGAGCCUGCAAAGCUCCCUGGCACGGAGUCAGAGAGGGACAUGCUGCCCGCAGCGGGCGCCCCCUGGCGGCAGAGCACAGCCAUGCAUGGGAAGGCAAGGGGGCUCAGGCAGGACAGAGCAGGGGUGAGAAGAGUUAGGCAGGGGUGAGACAAGUGGUGGUGAGGGAGGCUCUGCCAUUUACGGACUAGGAGAACCAGGGCUCUGUGGGGGAUGCCAGGGGACCGUUGCCGGCCUCUUCCCAGCGCUCUCCGGGCCGCCCCACUCUCGCCCACCGCACAGGCCGGGAGUGAGUGGGCAGUGCGGCGUGCCAGGCGGCAGGCAGGGGGCUGUGCCGCCAGCCUUGCCCCGCCCAGCCUCCCCCGGCGCCCAGCGGGGGGAUGAGUCGGGGUCUCGUCACAGAAGCUCGUUCUGCCGACUGCUGCCCGCCUAAGGACUUGAUGUGCUGCCUCCUGAACCCUGGGGCCUGGACACUUCCAAGCCAGGGUCAGGCAGAGCGCUCCGGCCCCACCACGAGCCCCGCCUGCCUUCGUGGGAAGGACACACAUGGAGCCCUGGCCCCCCCGCCCCCCUCCUCUGCUUGGCACCGCUCUCCACCCCUUUCGUGGACUCUGUUGUUCUCGUCUGACCUCUUGUCAAACUGUUAUUUUGUAAUGAGCUGCGUCUCCUUAUUAAAGAAAUGAGCUGAAAGAAA